Messenger RNA from Camellia sinensis, 1206 nucleotides. NCBI's taxonomy places the organism in Eukaryota, Viridiplantae, Streptophyta, Magnoliopsida, Ericales, Theaceae. The record is from RefSeq and is a predicted model, not a curated record.
CAAGGGAUCACGACUCUCUCCCCUCAGUUCGACGACCCAACAUCGAACGAUUAGUCUCCUUCUCAGGACACCAUUCAGCAUCUGAUAUACCCAAAACUCCCCUCCUAUGGGCAUUGAUUUGGACCCUUUGGAUGAAAUUUUUCCCGAGCGUGCUACGAAUUAUGCAGCUAGUGCUGGUGGCAAGUUUCGGUCCAAGGGAAAACCACAAUCAAGAAAAGAAUCACUUGCAUCAGUUCCUUCCACACAGUCUGUUCAGACUGUUGAUAUUGCAGAGAAUAAAUUGCUUGAUCUGGUCAGUCCAUCUGUAGCUACCUCUGAGACUAAAAACCCAUUAAAAAACAAUGAAGAUUCUGUUUCGGAAGUUCAUUUCUCCAGUGACUGUCCAUCAGUGAACCCCUUACCAGAACAUGCUGUGACUGAAGAGACUCUAAGCAGCAAUAUUGGUGUGCAAUCUGAUGUUGUGGCAUCCAAUGCCAAUGGAGAUUGGCAUUUUGUCACUGGAAAAUCAGCGGGACAGAAUGCAGACAUAUUUUUUGGGCUGGAAUGUCUUGAUGAUUUUUAUUCUCAAUCUUCAACUGCAAUGGUUACGUCACUGGGAAAUGAGUUCUCUACAUCAUCUCUUGCAAAUAAUGGUGCAGAAGGCUCUCUUGCACGUUCAGAGAUACCUACUGUUUAUGUUUCUGAUACCACGAGUGCAGAAGAGGGACCUCAUAUUUCUAUUGUUUCUAAUAGUGAUGGAGGAUUUCAUAUUGAUAAUAGAAGGUUACACAAAGAGUUUCAGGAAGGGGUGGCCGUUCCUUGCUUGGAAAUUUUAGACAUGUAUGAGUUAAUCACAAGAUCUGGACGUUGCGGUGGCAAAUUCCAACGCAAGCCCAAGAUUCAAAUUGCGAGACAGAAACCUGGUGCUGACACUUCUCAUCCAGAUGCAGUUGAGUCCAUUCCAUGUCCACAACAAGCUCAGUCAAUUCCUUCUGAAACUGAAUGCAUGAACGAGGGUUCAAACCUUGCAUUCCCAUCUAACAAUAUUGUUGAUUUCCCAUCCUUGAGGUUUGAUAAUUCUACAUCUGAACUCCCAGUGAAUGAACCAACAACCAAUUUUAUGGAUGCUUCUCGCUCAAUCCCAGAAAAAGUUGUAAUUUGUUCAACUUCUAUUCUUUCGUACAUUUAUUGUUUGCAUGAGUUAAUUAUUCUGUUUAAUUGAGUUAA